This is a messenger RNA of Micropterus dolomieu (smallmouth bass), 1249 nucleotides long. Its product is annotated as protein O-linked-mannose beta-1,2-N-acetylglucosaminyltransferase 1-like. The record is from RefSeq and is a predicted model, not a curated record. Gene Ontology annotation, molecular function: beta-1,3-galactosyl-O-glycosyl-glycoprotein beta-1,3-N-acetylglucosaminyltransferase activity. Bases 277 to 1218 code for a protein of 313 amino acids. Gene Ontology annotation, cellular component: Golgi membrane. Gene Ontology annotation, biological process: protein O-linked glycosylation via N-acetylgalactosamine. The transcript is spliced from 9 exons. NCBI's taxonomy places the organism in Eukaryota, Metazoa, Chordata, Actinopteri, Centrarchiformes, Centrarchidae.
GUCGUUUGCUCUGCGACAGAAACACCGUGUAGCAUGUAUGUAGCAGCAAGCACAAGCUGCUUUGCUGGAUUUACCUGCAGUCUGCGAGAUUAAAACGAUAAUGCGAGGUUUACUGACGACUCUGUGAGUAGUAACGUUAAGGUGUCAGCAGAACAGAGACGGCUGCAGUGUGUCGACGACGAUGUGAGAGCCAGCCGCGUCUCGGCGGUAUCGUGGAGAGCUGUGCAUGUCCCGACUGCAGGAGGUGGAGGAGGGCAGCAGCUGUCGGUGUCCGGGAUGGAGACCUGGACCCCCAAUCCCCGAGCCAAGCCGUUCAUCCCCCGCCAACAAAGAAGCUUGUACCUCACCUGGAAAUACAAACUAACCAACAAGAGGGCGAUUCGUCGGUUCUGCCAGGCCGGUGCUGUGCUGUUUCUACUGAUAACUGUCAUAGUCAACAUUAAACUCAUCUUAGACACGAGAAGAGUAGCUAAUGAAGAUGCAGCAGCUCAAGAAUACGAGGAUGCAAUACCCAACAUGGAGACACCACGCAGGCCGGCUAAUGGACGCAAGGUCCUGGACAUUGAGGUGUACUCCAGCCGCUCCAAGGUCUACGUGGCAGUGGACGGCACCACUGUGCUGGAGGAUGACAUGCGGGAGCAGGGCAGAGGCAUCCACGUGAUAGUUCUCAACCAGGCAACGGGUCAUGUGAUGGCCAAGAGGAUUUUUGACACCUACUCUCCCCAUGAGGACGAAGCCAUGAUCCUCUUCCUCAACAUGGUGACCAGGGGUCGAGUUCUCAUCUUCACCAUAAAGGACGAGGGUACGUUCCACCUGAAGGAUGCUGCGAAGAACCUGCUGAAGAGUCUGGGCAGCCAGGUGUCCCUCAACCUCAGCUGGAGGGACAUGUGGACUCUGGUGGUGAAGAAAGGAGGUCAGUUGUACGGAGAAAAGCACUCAAAGUCUCCAGCUCUGUCCACCUGGGGAGACCCGGUACUGCUGAAGACUGAGGUGCAGCUCACUGCCUCUGAAGAGGCAGAGUGUCACUGGGCAGACACCGAGCUGAACAGGAGGAGGAAGAUCUUCUGCAGCAAAGUGGAAGGAUACGGCAGCAUCUGCAGCUGCAAAGACCCGGCGCCCAUAGAGUUCAACCCUGACCCUGUAAGACUUGGGUUUUUUUGGACUGUUUGUUUUAUUGAGCUGCACAUAAUAGAGGACAGAAGUGCCUAUAGUAAGUAGGGAGCUAAGCUACACUCAUUUUACAUUUUAA